AGUUAGAGGCUAGAGAAUGAGAGAACAACUAUCGGGAUAUUGCUGAACAUUACAGUGGACCUGCCUGUCCUUUAAUUUUACAUUUCAAUUUUCUCGUUUUUACAGGUGUUUUAUAACAAAUAAGAUGGCUACGUCCUCCAGUGCAGAACUGAGUAAGGCUGUAAAACAGCAGUACAUGGAACUCCCUCAGGGAGACAAAGUCCAAGUCAUGUAUGUCUGGAUCGAUGGAACCGGAGAGGGACUCCGCUGCAAGACCAGAACAUUGGAUUCGGAGCCCAAGAGCAUUGAAGAACUGCCGGAAUGGAACUUUGAUGGCUCCAGCACCUACCAGUCUGAGGGCUCAAACAGUGAUAUGCAUUUGAUUCCUUCUGCAAUGUUCAGAGAUCCUUUCCGCAAAGACCCCAACAAACUGGUCCUGUGUGAAGUGCUGAAGUACAACCGCAAACCUGCAGAAACCAACCUACGUUUGACGUGUAAGAAAGUCAUGGACAUGGUUGAGAACCAGGUCCCUUGGUUUGGCAUGGAGCAAGAGUACACCAUUUUGGGCACUGAUGGACACCCAUUCGGCUGGCCCAACAACGGCUUUCCUGGCCCACAAGGUCCCUAUUACUGUGGAGUGGGAGCUGACAAGGCUUACGGUAGAGAUAUUGUGGAAGCCCACUACAGAGCCUGCCUGUAUGCUGGGGUCAUGAUCUGUGGCACCAAUGCUGAAGUCAUGCCUGCACAGUGGGAGUUCCAGGUUGGCCCUUGUGAAGGCAUCAGCAUGGGUGAUCACCUCUGGGCAGCUAGGUUCAUUCUCCACCGGGUGUGUGAGGACUUUGGCGUGGUGGCCUCAUUUGACCCCAAGCCCAUCCCUGGAAACUGGAACGGCGCUGGCUGCCACACCAAUUUCAGCACAAAAGAGAUGAGGGAAGAGGGCGGGUUGACGGCCAUUGAGGAGUCCAUUGAAAGGCUGGGGAAGAGGCAUAGCUACCACAUCCGCGCCUACGACCCUAAAGGGGGGCUUGACAACGCCCGUCGCCUCACCGGACACCAUGAAACCUCCAACAUCCACGAGUUCUCUGCCGGCGUGGCCAACCGCGGCGCCAGCAUCCGCAUCCCUCGCACCGUGGGCCAAGAGAAGAAGGGAUACUUCGAGGACCGCCGCCCGUCUGCCAACUGUGACCCGUACGCCGUGACUGAGGCUAUGAUCCGCACCUGUUUGCUCAGCGAGGAGGGAGACGAACCUGUGGACUACUAGAUCUAACUAGAUCCACAGCCCUCUGGACUGAAUCCCCUUCGCCUCCACCCCUCUCCUUUCUAAAUGGCUGAAAAGUCAAACUAGUACUGUAUUUGUCAUUAUUUUUAACUGAAAUUAUUCUAACCUUGUAUUUCUAAAUAGUGUGAAGUUGGCUGGUCAACUUAACAUGGAAUUAAAUCUGGUGGUUAACAUAUGAAAUGUUUUAAAAAGAUGGUGGCUGACAGGGCAUUGUCUUUCCCCUCUCAUUUGAGUGUUUUCUAGUGGGGAGUAUUAUGUAACAUAACUGUCUUUUAAAUCCCCAUUUGAUCUCGCUUUCCCUGCCGUCUGUCGAACUGAAAUAAACUAAAGCACAUGUGGACACUGAAGACUAUGGCUGGGCGGCAUGUGUAAUUUUCUUAAUGACCUAUGGCUAGUUUGUGUACUUUAUGCAUGUUGACCUGGCUUUUAAACUCUGUACCAUUUUAAUUCAAUAUUGCUAACUAUAAGAAAAAGUGUGGUUUUUAAAUGCCAACAUUCUUCAGAUUUUACACACUACUGGAUCAUGUUGUAUGGUACAUUCUUCAGCCGUCUGGCCCAAAUCCUGUUGUCUUAUCCGUUUGGGUCUGUCUUACCAUUUGUAGAGUUCCUGUAAGACUCAUGAAGGAGUUUUAUCCUUUUUGUCAACUGAUAUAUUGUUAUGGCACAUGAUUUGUUAAAACCUGAAUUUGCUGAACCUGGUGUUUUUUAUUGAAACAUUUAAUUUUUA
This is a messenger RNA of Coregonus clupeaformis (lake whitefish), 1985 nucleotides long. Its product is annotated as glutamine synthetase-like. Gene Ontology annotation, molecular function: glutamine synthetase activity. The coding region runs from base 125 to 1240 and encodes 371 amino acids. The record is from RefSeq and is a predicted model, not a curated record. The transcript is spliced from 7 exons. Lineage: Eukaryota; Metazoa; Chordata; Actinopteri; Salmoniformes; Salmonidae. Gene Ontology annotation, cellular component: cytoplasm.